CAAAUCGCUGUUGAUAACGUGUUUAGUUAGUCACAUAAUACAAUAGAAUUUGAAGCCUAAUUUAAGUAAAUAUUGCGAACAGUCCAAAAGCUUAGAAUAUUACUUGUGGAUUCAUACGUAAAUUAUCAAAGAUUGGACAAAGUCGACCGUAAUUACUUCCCUGGGGAGCAGAUUACCCCGAAUCACUAGAUCGAAGAACAUCCGGAGGAAAAAACUACAGUGCGAGCGGGAAAAAAAUUGUGGAUUAUGCUAAUUUAUUGAUUUUGUGGUGAUUGCGAAUUCCGAUGAUCUAGGCACGUGAAAUUGUUACAUAUUUAAAGCUAAAAUGGCAGUGUUAUACAUUCAGUGACUCAUCAAGCGAGCUGUUACGAUUCCUGGCGUCCAACUUGAUGUUUUAGACGGAUAAUAUACUUAGUCUACGUACAUGCAUAAUUGGUUUGAUCGUUAAAUCUUCAUUUCAAGAGAAUUCUCUUCAUUCUCAUAAUCGCUAAUCCUACUGCUGGUCAAUUAUUUAGUACAUGGGCCAGCUAUCUACGUUCCCACAUUCCACAUUGAGACAGCAAUAAUUACCAUUGCCAAGGAUAACCGUAAUUGAAGGGCAAGAGAAAACAAACGGAAACGUGGAGCGCACACAACGAAAACCGAGGAAAACGAGGAGGUGUUGAAAAGGCGGUGUUGUUCGGACACCGCUACCGGAACCAAAAUGGAUUCAUUCUUUAGAUUACGACGCUCGUCACAUGCGCCCAGCACCUGCAAUCAAGAGCCGUUGAUCGUGGUGGAGGAAUCGGAAAAUUUAGAAAAGGAGGAGGAAAUCAGUCAAACCUCGACGCCACGGCACAGUUUAGAUAUCGAGUCACCUGAAAAUCCGUAUUUACUGUCGCCGUGGCGUGACCCCCGGGAAACCCGUAAACAUUCCCUGCCCACACCGCCAUGCACCAGCGGAAUCACGGCCAGCCAAGUGCGGCGACUUUCGGAGCGCGGUGGGGAAGGUUCCGGACCAUCGCCCCGCGAGCAGGCGUUCCUGGCCACGUUGUACAGUUCACCCGCGCCGCAGCCCGGUGGACGGAGGCACUCGGUCGUUACCAUCAGCAAGGUUCCAUCGACUAUAUUCGGCCGUAAUCGACGAGAGUCUAUUGCCGCGCUUCCUGCCGGACAGAGAUCCGCAGCAAGUUCUCGUCGUGAAAGCAAAACUGGCCCACCGCCCUCAACAGAUCAUAGAGGUAGUAUACAUAAUUUACAAUUAGAUAUAAUGGAUGAUAUAGUACAAGCUAGAAAGGCGCGAAUGAAGUUAUGGAAUACGAGCAAUGAGAAAGUAUGUGAAGUUCAAACGCUGGAUGAAGCUGGUGCUGGUUCUAGUUCGCCGAUGCGUUACACGAAUAGGCGUUACUCGGAUUUUGUGGGUACGACGUUACCGCCAAUACAGUCGUUCAGACGCUCGUCCGAAAUGCCUAUUUCGCCGUCUGUCCCGCUAACACCAGCAACAGCGUCAUCAUCGAAAGUAAUGACAGCGUCACCGAAACCCACCAUAUCGGGAAUAGUCUGCACAAAUACUGACCUAAUAUCUCUUCUAUCGUCCCUAGCUUCAUCGGCAACUGAAAUAAAUAGAUGUGGUGAUAAAGACUACCCAACCCCUCAAACUCCUCAAUCUUCAUCAUCAUUUAAAUCCAUCACUAAAUUCCCUCCAGAAGUCGCCGGUGCCAAUCUAAAGAAAAAUCGAUCCAAUAGUUUUGACAUUUCCCUGUAUCACAAUAUCAAGCAAUUAGCGACCGGGGCAAGUACGAGUGCAACCGAGCAGGAGAAAUCCUCCGUAGAACCGGGAUGGUUCGCCAAGCGGCACCAACCGAUGGAUCGGAGAAAAUCCAUCAAGUCACCCAAUGCUACCGUAUCAUUUGCCAAGGAAGCAAUAGACAAACUGCGUGACAAGUCUGAUGCAAAGUCGGGGGACUCGACAAAGCCGAAAACCAAGGAGUCGCGGUCGCCACUGAGCAAGUUAAAAUGGGACGGUAGAAGUGCCAUCGUGGAUGCACGUAUGAUCGGUCACGCCAUAGAGAACUUCAUUACGGGCUCCGGCUCAUCGAAGAAAUCUUCCAGUUCGAAGGACCCUUCGGCGAAGUCAAAGAAAUCUUCGUCAUCAUCGUCGUCCAGCUGGUUUGGCAAGGCAGAUGAUGACGACUCGAACGAUACGUGUGAUUCAUCGCUGUGCUCAACGCUGAAGGAUUUGUUCGUGAAGUAAAUCAAGUGAAGUCCGGCAAAGUCGCGGAACACCAAUGAACACUCGGUGGGAUGUUGGGUUUUGUAUAAAAUUGUUUCGCACGAGGAAGCUUUGAAUAUUAUUUUUAUAAACGAGGAACAAUUCGGCAUAUCUUUACAUUUUUCAACUCAUCAAGCGUUGGUGGAUCUUAAACCGAUUGAAACUUCAACCUAUUAUCCUUAACUUUCCGGGACUCGAGACUUUGAAGGUUUUGAAAACUCUCCUUUGAUCAUUGGCAGAAGUUUGGUAAA
Armigeres subalbatus is the source of this 2502-nucleotide messenger RNA. RefSeq lists its product as uncharacterized. The transcript is spliced from 6 exons. Lineage: Eukaryota; Metazoa; Arthropoda; Insecta; Diptera; Culicidae. The record is from RefSeq and is a predicted model, not a curated record. The coding region runs from base 704 to 2233 and encodes 509 amino acids.